AUGUUCAACAUAAUGAUAAAGACGAAGACAAUUUUCAUGACUUCUUUAAUUCUUGUUGAAGUUGUCACUGCAAUUUAUGAGAAUUUUUUUUGCUUUACGAAAUCUGACAAUGUUCGAAUCGAAUUAAAUCGAACCGCAAUCUACACCAAUGCUUUUAAAUUGUCAAGAUUCUCUCGUUUUUUAUUGGAAAAUAAAAUAAAUGUUGCAAUUUGUCGAAGGCUGAACGAUGAAGAUUUGCGUCAAUGUUCUAUGGAAGAAAUACUUUUAAUGAUAGAUAAACAUUUAAGUACAAAAAAGCUCUCGUUAAACUUUCAAGUUUUGAUUUCAUUAUUUUUUACUGAAACUCGUAUUGAUGACAAUUUAAUGACGUUGGUUUUAAAUUCCACAAAAAAACCUUCAUCAAAGCCAUGUGACAAGUUGUCAGUUUCUUGUCAUAGAUCUAAGUAA
Molecule: messenger RNA, 447 nt
Organism: Clunio marinus
Lineage: Eukaryota; Metazoa; Arthropoda; Insecta; Diptera; Chironomidae
Source: the annotation of a GenBank genome assembly